Molecule: messenger RNA, 757 nt
Organism: Pisolithus orientalis
Lineage: Eukaryota; Fungi; Basidiomycota; Agaricomycetes; Boletales; Pisolithaceae
Product: cipC protein
Exons: 6
Coding region: 97-396 (99 amino acids)
Source: RefSeq, a predicted model, not a curated record
CUCACUCAGACUCACUCUCAAAGGUAUUUAAGCUCUUCCCUGGCUCUUGCAGGAUCUUGAUUAUUUACUGCAUUUACGCUCAAGCACUCUAUCAUCAUGGGUCUCCUCGAUUUCUUCCAGAAUGAUCACGAUGACGUGCACAACAACGGUAACUUAACGCACGACGCACUCGCUGGCGCUGUCGCGUACGAGGCUGCCAAAGCCUAUGAGAACCACCUAGCAGAGAACGGGAAACCCGACGACCACGCCAGGGCUAAAGAGCUCAUUGCUGGUUUCGUCGGCGCUGCUGCAACACACCUAGCCGAAACUAAGGGCCGUGAUGCAUACGAUAAGUACAAGGUUGAACACGAUGCCAAGAAGCGUCUUCACGAACACGUCGACAAGGAAUACCAGUGAUUUAGCCAACAUCAUAUUACUUGUGUUGUAUAUCGAGCUGUACAUUAGACUGCCACACCUAACUGUGGAACAUUUCAAUCUGGUUAACCUUCGUUGAAGCAAGUUAUCUCGUGAAGCGGGAUGCGGGGGGAUCUGGCGCGAUACCAACUUAGCAGGUGACGAAAUGAAAGGCUAACUGCCGUGGACAUGAACGUCCACGAGAUCACUUGCCCUUAGAAGAACUAGCCUAACAGAAUAUGAUAAGCACAGACAUUUUUUCUCACAAACGCCAGCAGAUUAUCGUGGGAGUAUGAUCGAUAAGAUCACUGAUCCUAGUGGGCCACCGUGCAGGGGACUGUGGACCGUAUGUAGUCAAAUCAAG